This is a messenger RNA of Chenopodium quinoa (quinoa), 2037 nucleotides long. RefSeq names its product UDP-sulfoquinovose synthase, chloroplastic-like. Bases 224 to 1672 code for a protein of 482 amino acids. The transcript has 3 exons. Gene Ontology annotation, molecular function: UDPsulfoquinovose synthase activity. The record is from RefSeq and is a predicted model, not a curated record. Gene Ontology annotation, biological process: sulfolipid biosynthetic process; glycolipid biosynthetic process. Lineage: Eukaryota; Viridiplantae; Streptophyta; Magnoliopsida; Caryophyllales; Amaranthaceae.
AAAAGAAAUAAGAUAUGAGGAAUAUCCUGCAAUAUUCUUAGAUACUCGAUUUUUUCAGAUAAUUAAGCUCAAAAGCUACGAAAUUCAUGUGAUUUUCCUACUCAAUUACCCAGACUCCAACCAAAGUCCCCUUACUCUCUCUCUCUCUCAACUUCAGAAUUUUGCUCUGAUUUCUAAUUCUAUACCAGGUUUUUUGCAGAUUGGUGGAGAUCCAUUUGUCAGCAUGGCUCAUCUACUUUCAACUUCUUGCUCCAUGAAAGUAUCUCCAAGUGAGAAACUUUCCUCCAGAUGUUGGAACGUAGGGUUGACAAAUUCUCCCAUGUCAUUUACUCCACAAACUUCAAAGUCAGCAUUUAAAAGGCUUGUUCAUCAAGGAGAUAAAACACAAAAACUAUUUGUUGUUCGUGCUACCACUGUACCUUUAAACCAGGAAACUAAAGCUCAAUCUGGCACUAGCUCCUUCGAGAACAACGGAAAUUCAUCUGGUCGCAAGCGAGUUAUGGUUAUUGGUGGAGAUGGAUAUUGUGGUUGGGCAACAGCCCUUCACCUAUCCAAUAAAAACUAUGAGGUUGCCAUUGUUGACAACCUUGUUCGUCGGUUAUUUGACCACCAACUUGGUCUUGAUUCCUUGACCCCUAUCGCCUCCAUUCAAGACCGCAUAAGCCGCUGGCAGUCCUUAACUGGUAAAACGAUUGAACUUCAUGUUGGUGAUAUCUGUGACUUUGAGUUCUUAGCAGAAACCUUUAAGUCAUUUGAGCCUGAUGCUGUUGUCCACUUUGGAGAGCAACGAUCUGCCCCAUAUUCUAUGAUUGACCGUUCAAGAGCUGUAUACACUCAGCAUAACAAUGUUAUUGGGACUCUUAAUGUUCUGUUUGCCAUUAAGGAGUUUAGGGAAGAAUGUCAUCUGGUAAAGCUGGGAACUAUGGGUGAAUAUGGAACUCCAAAUAUUGAUAUUGAAGAAGGUUUUAUAACAAUCACUCACAACGGUAGAACAGAUACUUUACCUUAUCCCAAGCAGGCUAGCUCCUUCUAUCAUUUGAGCAAGGUCCAUGAUUCACAUAAUAUAGCUUUUACAUGCAAGGCUUGGGGUAUUCGAGCAACUGAUUUGAAUCAAGGUGUGGUCUAUGGAUUGAUGACAGAUGAAACUGCAAUGCAUGAAGAAUUAUGUAACAGAUUUGACUAUGAUGCUGUUUUCGGGACUGCAUUAAAUCGAUUUUGCGUUCAGGCUGCUGUCGGUCAUCCUCUUACAGUCUAUGGUAAAGGGGGUCAGACCAGGGGAUAUCUUGAUAUAAGAGAUACCGUGCAAUGUGUAGAGUUGGCCAUUGCAAACCCUGCAAAACUUGGUGAAUUUAGAGUCUUCAAUCAAUUCACCGAGCAGUUUUCAGUAAGAGAACUUGCUGCACUCGUAACAAAAGCAGGAGAAAAACUUGGGCUUAGUGUUGAAACCACCUCAGUGCCUAACCCAAGAGUCGAGGCAGAGGAGCAUUACUACAAUGCUAAGCAUACUAAACUCGUUGAAUUAGGUCUCAAACCACACCUUCUAUCAGACUCACUCCUAGACUCUGUGCUAAAUUUUGCAAUUCAAUACAAAGAUCGUGUUGACACGAAACAGAUUAUGCCUAGUGUCUCCUGGAAAAAGAUUGGGGUCAAGCCACAAACUCUUCGAGCUUAAUUUAAGAGUAAGACCGUAAGAGUACCUUCCAAGAGUUUGCUGAUCAUUUGUUGUGACAAAAAUUUUUCUGGUGUUGUUUUAGUCAACUAAGUUAUUCUUACAUAGAGAAAAUUAGGAAGCUGUAGAUGUGGAGCUUAUGCUAGCAGUUCAGGGUUUGUACGCAGUUCUACAAUGUAUCUCUUUAAUAGAACUGUGCUUCUGCUUGCUGUUGGUCACUGCUGUGGACAUGACUGUCCCUGCUCCCUAUUAUGUAUGAAUAAACGGUUGCUCAAUAGCAUUGCAAAAGAAAAAUGUUUUCAUGAACAACUCGUGAACAAUAUUAAUCAAGAGUUAUUCAAGUACAAAUAUGAACCAAUUUUCUAUUA